Funneliformis caledonium is the source of this 815-nucleotide messenger RNA. The record is from the annotation of a GenBank genome assembly. NCBI's taxonomy places the organism in Eukaryota, Fungi, Glomeromycota, Glomeromycetes, Glomerales, Glomeraceae.
GAUUUAUUAAUGAAAAGACUAUACCUGAGAUAUUAUCCCUCGAUCUUACUACCUCAAUGACAGCAGAUUCACCACCAUGGAAGCGGCUGAAAGUCCCACCUUUGUCAUUUGGAUGGAGCGAAGUGGUUCUUGGCGGUCUUAAUAAUAAAUAUUUACUUGUCAUUGGUGGUGAUAUGUUUGACUCGGUUAGUCAAAUUAAAAUAGUUAAUGAACAAACUCUAUUAAAAUACGAUAUUCAAGAAAAUGAAUGGAGUAGGAUAACAAUGGCUGACGCUCCCCGUGAUACAUAUUUAUUUGAUACCAUUUCGAUCACCUGGACUUUGUUACCUGCACCUCAAAUUCCAAUAUCAGGAGAUGAUUUUUCUUCUGUACUGUUAAAUGAUGGACGGUUGAUCAUCAUUGGAGGAUUUGGACCACAAGAGAAAAAAAUGUUCUCGUACAUAGACCUAUUAGCCAGUAGACAAAUUGUACCGCAACCAAAAGGAAUGACCGACCACCGUAGAUAUCAUACAUCUACACUUCUUCCAAAUGGAGAUGUUGUAAUAGUCGGGGGACUUGAUGUAACACCCAACGUUGUAAUAUUAGAAACAGCAAAAGAUCCAUUUCAAUGGAGGAUUCCAGACAUUUCUCGAAUAGAAACUCCAUUGCUUAAUAAACACUGUGCAGAACUUGUAGAAAAUAGAUAUAUAUUCAUCAUGUUUGGAAGUAAUAUGGAUAACCAAAAUAUCUAUAUACUGGAUACAGAGAAUUAUCUAUGGCGUAAAAACCGAUCGGGUCCUUUUACUACACAAUUAGAAAAUCUAGCGACGCGUUAA